CCACAUGUACCCGUUUCGUUACUUGAGUGAGAAGGGCGGCUUGCGAGUUCCUAGAGUGAAGCUUGCAGCGUUUGCAGGAACUCUACUGGAGAAGGCUGCUCUUGCAAUUCUUUGCCUUGGCGGCGUCGAUCCUUCUCGGUAAUAUUGUUGUGGUUCGAGGAGUUGUCGGAUAAAUUGCACAGCUAUUGCUGGUGAUAGUGAAAUAUGCGUAUUCGCAAGCACCAUUCGAGAGGAAACGCAGGAGAGGAUUCCUCGUCAGGUGCGAAUCCUGAUCUCGGGAGCCAAGAACAAUCUGAUUUGGUGCUGAGCUCCAGAGGGGUGAAGGAGAAGUCAGAAGAAGAGUUCCUGAACAAUGCAGAAGUGGUGAGAGAAGGAGGGUUAGAUGAAGGAAGUGGGGCAGGCCUUGUGCCUGUCGGAAUUGAAAAGGUUGACUCUACCUCUCGCUCUCAGUUCACGUGGCUGGACAGAUUGCGGCACUCCAAAGGUUUUAUCGAAUUAGAACCGUAUUCUAAUUUAGAGGAGUUUGUUAGUUUCCUGACGAAGAAGGACGAAGGCGUUGGUUCAUCAAAAAAGGAAGCUCACAGUAAGGUAAAUGAAGAAGGCUCUCAGGAUGUGAGCCGUUUAGUUGGGGGUAUAGAUUUGAAUGCACCUGAAGAGCUUGAGAGGUACAGUUCUGGCUGUUCGGACUUAAGUUCCAAACAAGCGAGAGUUGGAACCCUUAGUCCUGCCUUAAUCUCCGGAGAUGAAAGCUCAAUUUCGGCUCCACUUGCUCAAGUAAAUGAGACAUUUUGUUCCGUCAAGGAGGUCGAAAAUUUGGAGGUUUUGUUAGCGAAAAACGAAAAUCAAAAAGUAGAGAUGCAACAUUCUCGCAGAAAACCUUCAAACUAUUGGGAGCGGGCGAGCAAUACUGCAGGGACAAGUUCUGAAAAACCACUGCCCAGCGAAAGCAAAAGAUCUGGGAUAGUAAAGGACGUACCGUGCACUAGUAUUUCACCUCAGCCUGAGAGCGAUGAAGCUAUUUUCGAGCAGUACCAUGUUAAUCCUGAAUAUUACAAAGCUUCAAUUGCUGAGUAUACAGAGCUCAGACAUGGAAUUCUUCCUCCACGCGAAGAGAAUCAGGAUACGUCUACUGAAACUACUCAACGAAGAUCUAGGAGGAACAGAAGAAUUUCAUCAUUUACUGGAUAUCUUCCACGAACCACAGCAACAAUUCUCGAAAAUCAUCCAUCUUUGUCACCAGACCACCCAUCAUUACAGAGAAGGGAGAAUAUAAUGUUUUCAGUGUAUACAGUAUGUUUGCGAGCUGGCAGGGCUGGUCUUACACCUCGGGAGAUAAUGUCUGAAAUAAGGAAGCAAGGAUUAGCUGGACUUGAGGGAGGUGCAGCUCAAUCCAGUAAGCACAUUGCGAAUCUACUGCGUAACUCCCCUUAUUACAUGGAACUUGGAGAGGGGAAGUUUGCCCUCUGCAGCUCAGUGAUAGAUGUAGAGCAGGAUAUUACUGAUCAGGGGUCACCGAUUGAGAGGGAUUCUUUGCCAAGUAGAAACUCGGAAGAAACUGAGUUUAGUACUGGAGACGAACUUCAUACUUCUACUGGUAGUGAGGACAAUGUCCCGAAAACCGGAAGAAAACGAAAGCGUGCCGUACUUGGCGCUUCCCAGCCAGAGACUGAAGUGAAGAUCAGGCCUGGAAGAAUCGGCCGUCCGAAGAAGUUGAAAUACAUCAAGCAAGAAAAUGCUGAAACUCUCGGCAACCAGUGCCACAGGAACGACGGCAAGGGCUGGGUCUGUCCCCUAUUGGCCAAACCUGGGUACCAAUUGUGUGACCAUCACCUCGACAAGCUGCGUUGCAAGCCAGGGACCAGGUCAAAGUCAAAGAAAUCUGAGAAGAUGACGGACGAGGCAGGUGUUACUCAAAUGCGUGAAGAACUACACUUGGUGGACACAGCUGGACACGAAACUGGUACUCCUUUAGAUGUUUCGACAGGCUUGGAAGGUGCCGACAACUUCUCACGUUAAUUUAAUUAGCCUAUUCCAUUCGAAGCAGCCAGGAUUUUUUUAUUUUUCAUUUACGAACACUUGGGAUUUUCAUUCUUUUUUUCUUUUUUACUUUUUUUCUUUUUUUCUUCCUCCCCUUCUACCCGUUUUCGUGCUCCAAAAAUCUCAUUAGAUUCAAUAAAAUAGUUUCCGGCACUCCUUUUCUGUGAGAUCAUUUA
Molecule: messenger RNA, 2213 nt
Organism: Physcomitrium patens
Lineage: Eukaryota; Viridiplantae; Streptophyta; Bryopsida; Funariales; Funariaceae
Source: RefSeq, a predicted model, not a curated record